Hibiscus syriacus is the source of this 786-nucleotide messenger RNA. Its product is annotated as calcium-dependent protein kinase 6-like. The record is from RefSeq and is a predicted model, not a curated record. Lineage: Eukaryota; Viridiplantae; Streptophyta; Magnoliopsida; Malvales; Malvaceae. Gene Ontology annotation, cellular component: cytoplasm; nucleus. The transcript has 2 exons. Gene Ontology annotation, biological process: peptidyl-serine phosphorylation; intracellular signal transduction; protein autophosphorylation. Bases 1 to 786 code for a protein of 261 amino acids. Gene Ontology annotation, molecular function: calmodulin binding; calcium-dependent protein serine/threonine kinase activity; calcium/calmodulin-dependent protein kinase activity.
AUGGGAAAAUUUUAUAGUAAAAGUUGUUCUGUUUUGGGCUAUGAAACUCCCAAUAUUCAUCGCUUUUUCACUUUUGGUCUUGAAUUAGGUCGGGGAAGUUCUGGGAUUACUUACCUUUGCACCGAGAUUGCCACCGGCAUCAAGUUCGCGUGUAAGUCGAUACCCAAAGAGAAACUCAAACUCAAUUCGCAAGUUGAGGAAAUUAUGAGGGAGAUUAAAGUGCUGCAACAUUUGUCUGGUCAGAGAAAUAUCGUGAGAAUCAGAGGGGUUUACGAGGAUCCCUUGUGUGUUCAUAUCGUAACGGAUUUGUGUCGUGGAGGCGAACUGUUUGAUCUGAUUAUCAAGAAACAGUGGUUCAGUGAAACAGAGAUCAUUGAACUGAUAAAGAUUAUUGUUGGGAUUGUGAAGACUUGCCAUUCUCGUGGGGUUAUGUACAGAGAUUUGAAGCCUGAAAAUCUUGUGUUUGUUAACAAAGAUGAUGUUUCCUCUCUUAAAGCUAUUGAUUUUGGACACGCUGUCUUCUUUAAACCAGGUCAAUUUUUCAAUGAGGCAAGAGGAAGUCUGUACUAUAUAGCUCCGGAGAUGCUUCUUAAUAAUGAUUACGGACCCAAAGUCGAUAUUUGGUCUGCCGGAGUUAUACUGUAUAUACUGCUUAGUGGUGGCAAUAUACCGUUUAAAGCAGGUAAAAUAUUGUCAAUUAUCUGCUACUGUUGUUGUGAUUGUGAAUAUAGUACCAAAGCAUUAAUUUUGGAUUUUGCUUUUUUCUUUAUGGACUUCAGAAACUGA